Lingula anatina is the source of this 2445-nucleotide messenger RNA. Its product is annotated as spermatogenesis-associated protein 6. The record is from RefSeq and is a predicted model, not a curated record. Lineage: Eukaryota; Metazoa; Brachiopoda; Lingulata; Lingulida; Lingulidae. Gene Ontology annotation, molecular function: myosin light chain binding. Gene Ontology annotation, cellular component: sperm head-tail coupling apparatus. Gene Ontology annotation, biological process: spermatogenesis.
UUUCGCGUCGCUUGCAUUGGACACAACACAAAUCCAACUCCAAUGAUGUUUUGAAGAACAGCAGCAAACUUAUCUCACAAAAUGCCAAGGAAAGUGCUGAAAUGUGUCGUAGAACUUACUUUACAUGCGGUUACAUGUCCAGGUACGUGGCUGCCAUAUCGUGAUGAUGUCUACAUCUCUGUGUGCAUGCUGGGCCAGCACAGAAGAAGUAGGCUGGUCGGCCCAGUGUUCCCUCUGCUUUUCCACGAUAAACUACGUUUUGAGAAGGUGUUCUUUUAUGCCAGAGAUCCUUCACAAGUUGCAGAGCUGAUGGAAGAUGAACACGUGCUAUUUGAGCUCAUCCAAUUAACAGAUUUAGAACAAGGAGGAACCUUGCUAGCUUCAUAUGAAAACAAUACUAGAGAUUUUCUGUAUCCAUCUCCAUCACUGGCCCCCACCUAUGGUACUCAGGACAGAGAGGUGCUCAUGGAGAGAACACUGGAGUUUCCCGGAAUCUCACCAAAGAUUGAGUUUUCUACAAAGACCACCAUUAAAGAAACCAGGUAUCCAUAUGCAGAGGAUGCAGAUACUGCAGGCAGUACAGAGGAAGAUGUGAUGGUACCUAGAAGAACACCAGGUUCGGGGAGAAAAUCAAGGUCUAGGACAAGGACCCCAUCCCGUCUUAAAGAGUAUGAGGAGGAGGAGCGUGGCUAUGAGCAGCAUACCAUAGCCUCAAUUUCUCGUUCCAGAUCUCCCUCUCCCAGCAUGAGACAAAGACUGGAAGAACUCAGUCUUGGGGAGUCCCUCUCAGAUUCAAAACCUCCCUUUGUUGUGAGAAAGAAAGACUCAGCAAGCUUGAUUGGCAGAAUUCCUGGCUCUCCUCCUGCUGAGAGAAAGAAGAAGAAGAAGAAAAAGGGAAAUACACCAAAGAAGAUAAGUCGUGGGAUAAGGAGUAGAUCCCUGUCACCUUCAAGGAAGACAACUGUCUCAGAGUACUGUCCACAUUGCCUGUACCCACACACUGACAAGACAUGCACAGUCUGCAAGCUGUACAAACAGUACACAGGGAAGGGGUACUGGGGCCACUCACUUCACUAUCAUCCAGAGCCACACAGACAUAAAUCCGUCAAGGUGAUCCGUGAGCCAGGUUAUGAACCUCAACCCAUCUUUGAAAGUACUAAUCUUGGUAGCUAUGGAGAAACAACAGAAACAGAUGACUAUCUUGAUGAUCCAGUACCAUCUUAUUCACCAAGACAUUCCAGGACAUAUUCAGCACCUGCACCUAGGGCUCCAAGUCCUAUCCUGUACAAAUCUUCCCUACGUGAUCGUUUUGAUGAACGUCCUUACUCACCAUCUGCUGCAGACAGGAUACGAAGACGUGUAGACACUGCCUUAGCAAGAUCUCGUUCUCCAUCACCAUAUACCUCGCCUAGACUACGUGGCAGCCAUUACGAUUCACUGGAUGAUCUCGCAGUUGAGUUUGAGCUCGCAAGAGAUAGAGACAGGAGCCUUGUCCAUUUGACCAAUGGAGAAUACUGGACACAGAAGGCAUCACAGUACACUGGGAAGUCUCACAGAGAAUUGUUCCAGGACAACUGCAGGAAAAUUUAUCAUAACAUUUACAAACAAGCAAGGACAGAAUUUUUAGAUGACUGAAAAUAUGCCAAGAGAUCAUCAUUAUUACCUUGCUCUGGAAUUAUUAGAUUGUAAUAAAGUUUCAAGUUAAAAUUAUAGCUGGUUCAAAUUGUCAUUGUCCCCAUCGCAACUGAGCAAAUACAAGUUUACACCUAUAUUAGUUAAACUUCAACUGGCAUAUAGAAAUGUACUGGUUCCGAUUUCAUGUAGUAGUAUCUGACCAAGCUCAGUAUAAAUGUAUUUCCUUUCUCCAAUAUCGUAAACUUACUUCAAUGUUUCACAGGUGUACAAAUAUUUCAAUUUUAAUGUCAGAGAUAGUAUAGUCUCAAACUGAUAAUGUUUUCUUGGGACAGGCCAUGAGGUAAAAAAUGUUAUUUAAACUAAAAUUUGAAGAUAAUUUAAAUUUGAAGUUAAUUAAGUCAUUUUUGCUUAAUUUUACCAAUAUUCUAUAAAUUUUUACACAGAUUAUUGCAUUUAAUCAAAAUGUCCUUUAUUUCAAAUUCCAGUGUAUGGGAUAACAGUCAACUAUGUUAACCAUUUUAGAGAACCACACUUUUUUCAUUUACUCAUAAUAACAGAAUUUUGUAAAUAAGUGUCUAUGUUUUUUAUAGAUAUUAUCUCAUUAUUUGUCUUCAUUUUGAUGUAGUAAGUUCUUUUUGCUCAGGAAAUCACAGAAUGUUCACUGUCAAGUUUGUCAUUUUCUUUUGUAUCAACUGCAAUACGUGUACUGCACUUGGUCCAAAGACACCUGAAAUGUUCACUUUGAUACAUUUCAUCAAGAGCUUUAAUUGCUUUACUAUUUUAUAAUAAAAGUUCAUCCUUGCACACACA